AUGGCCAUAGUGAUACCCCUCGGCGUGCUGCCAACACCGACGCUGACAGUUGCAACGGUCGGCGGCAUCCUUCGGGGUCGCGACAACUGCGGCGGUCCCUUCGCCCACGGCGAGGUCGGUGGCAUCCCUCGGGACUGCGACGACCGCGAGCGGCUGCUCGCCGGCCUCGCUGGGGGUCGCCGGGAGUGCCGCAGGGCCGUCGCCAACCACUGCGGGACCUUCCCCAACCGCGUCGCCGCAGUGGCAAGGCGUGCCCCUGACCACCACCACGCCGAGGUCCCGGCCUCCAGCGGCGGCUUCCUCG
Prorocentrum cordatum is the source of this 304-nucleotide messenger RNA. Lineage: Eukaryota; Dinophyceae; Prorocentrales; Prorocentraceae. The record is from the annotation of a GenBank genome assembly.